AUUGUAAUGUCCUCCUGUCACUCAAACGGCCCCGACGCCGUCGCACUGGCGCGCGCGGACACCUCUCCGUCAGCACGUCGUGUCCGCCAGGAUGACACGGCUGGCAACAGUUGCUGCGAGGCCUCACACACUGCUGCUGCUGCUGGAGGAGGAGGAGGUGGAUACACCGUCGCUAAAUGUUUUCCACUGGCGACCAGCAGCGACGUAUCUCCGAGCGUGCCCGCUUGUGUGUGUGCGUGUGUGUGUGUGUGUUGAUGAGCUGCAUCACUGUGUGUCUCAUUACAGCUGACAGCCCUGCUGGGGUGUCGAUCAGCUGCAUCCAGAAGCUGGAGCCUCCUGCAGGUCGCAUCUGGCGCCGCGGAAGCCGUGGAGAUAGGCCUGCAAGCAGAGACCGGUCCUCUCAUCCACCUCGGCCUCCGGGUCCUGCCCCUGGCCCACAGUCCGGGGCUGCUUGGUGAGGCGACUGGUUCGCCUCCCGACCCCCCCCCACACAGCCCUCCUUGCUACUUCAAAAAAGCAAAUUGUCCGCGGGGAUAAAUGAGUGAACCGGCCGCGGGGGAAAGGGCUGGGACAUGUACCAGAACCCCAACAGAAUGUCCUGGUUCAGCGGCUUCCUAGUCGCCAGGGUGGACGACCGCAAGACCGCGUGGGGGGAGCGCAAUGGCAAGAAGUCCAAGCGGAAGGGAGGCUCGUCCCUCUGCAACCCGCGUUACAUGAGCUGCCUGCGGGACCCGGAUGCAAUGGAGCCCCCUUCUGGAGCCCCCCUCCAUCAGCACCACCGCGGAGGGGUGGCCGGAGCCGCGGGCGGCGGCGGCGGGGGCAACUUCGGCGUCCGCUGCGGCUGGCAGGAGGACCACUACGGCAAAAGGGGAGGGGCUCCCGGGGAAGGGGUGGGGCUGAAAUCGGUCGACCUGGGCUUUGAGGACGGAAAGUUGAGGGGAGGGAGGAAAAGGGGAUGCAACGGCGGGGACGCGGGGGACGACGGCCCCGGCGGCGCGGCGGGGGCCGGGGUGGUGACGGCGGCGGACUGCUGGCUCAGGGUGGUGCAGGUGUUCCAGUCCAAAAAGUUCCAGUCGCGCAAGCUGGAGCGCCUCUACCAGCGCUACUUCUUCAGGCUGAACCAGAGCUCCCUGACCAUGCUCAUGGGGGUGCUGGUGAUCGUGUGCGGCAUCAUGCUGACCUUCCACUGUGUCCACGCCGCCCCUCACGUGGCCUACUCGUCAGCCCUGUCGGUGGCGAUGGCGCUCUUCAUGGCCCUCAUGGUGGUGUGCAACCGCAACGGCUUCCACCAGGACUACAUGUGGAUGGUCAGUUACCUGGUGAUCGGCGUCCUGCUGUCCGUGCAGGUGUUUGGCGUGCUCAUGGUGGCGCCCAGGAGCGCCUCGGAAGGCAUCUGGUGGUCCGUGUUCUUCAUCUACAUCAUCUACACGCUGCUCCCCGUGAGGAUGAGAGCGGCUGUGCUGAGCGGCGCGCUGCUGUCCGUCAUCCACGUGGUCACAACGUGGCAGAUCAAUCAGGAAGAUGAGUUCCUCUGGAAACAGGUAAGCGCCAACGUCCUGAUCUUCCUGUGCACCAACAUCAUCGGCAUCUGUACCCACUACCCUGCGGAGGUGUCCCAGAGACAGGCCUUCCAGGAGACCAGAGGGUACAUCCAGGCCAGGCUACACCUGCAGAGAGAGAAUCAACAGCAGGAACGUCUGUUGCUUUCAGUGUUGCCAAGGCACGUUGCCAUGGAGAUGAAGGCUGACAUCAAUGCCAAGAAGGAAGACAUGAUGUUCCACAAAAUCUAUAUCCAGAAACACGACAACGUCAGCAUUCUGUUUGCGGACAUCGAGGGUUUCACCAGCCUGGCGUCUCAGUGCACGGCGCAGGAGCUGGUCAUGACCCUCAACGAACUCUUCGCCCGCUUCGACAAGCUGGCGUCGGAGAACCACUGCCUGCGUAUUAAGAUUCUUGGUGAUUGUUACUACUGUGUGUCCGGGCUGCCGGAGCCCCGGGCCGACCACGCCCACUGCUGCGUGGAGAUGGGCGUCGACAUGAUCGAGGCAAUCUCGCUGGUGCGCGAGGUGACUGGGGUCAAUGUCAACAUGCGCGUGGGGAUCCACAGCGGGCGCGUGCACUGCGGCGUGCUGGGGCUCCGGAAGUGGCAGUUUGACGUGUGGUCGAACGACGUCACGCUGGCCAAUCACAUGGAGGCGGGGGGCAAAGCAGGGCGGAUCCACAUUACCAAAGCCACCUUGCAGUAUCUUAACGGAGACUAUGAGGUGGAACCGGGCUUCGGAGGGGAGAGAAAUGCGUACCUGAAGGACAACAGCAUCGAGACCUUCUUGGUUCUCGGCUGCAGCGAGAAACGGAAGGAGGAGAAGGCCACGAUGGCUCGGAUGCAGCGGACGACGAGAGCCAACUCCAACGAGGGUCUGAUGCCCCGCUGGGUCCCGGACAGAACCUUCUCCCGGACCAAAGACUCCAAAGUCUUCAGACAAAUGGGCAUCGAUGAGACCUCCAGUAAAGACAACCGCUGCGUCCAGGAGGCGAUGAACCCGGAGGACGAGGUGGACGAGUUCCUGGGGAGAGCCAUCGACGCCCGCAGCAUCGACCAGCUGAGGAAAGACCACGUGAAGAAGUUCCUGCUCACCUUCCAGACGUCCAGCCUGGAGAAAAAGUAUUCCAAGAAGGUGGACGAUCGUUUUGGAGGCUACAUUGCGUGUACUCUCCUUGUCUUCUGCUUCAUAUCCUUCAUACAGAUCGUUAUCUUUCCACACACCCCGGUCAUGUUGGGAAUCUACAUCAGUAUCUUCGUCAUUCUUGCCAACAUCCUUUUUAUUUGUGCCAUAUAUUCUUGCAUCAAGCUCUUUCCGGCUGCCAUGCAGACCGUAUCUAAGAAGAUCGUGCAGUCCCGCACCAACAGCACCCUGGUCGGAGUAUUUACCAUCAUCCUCGUCUUCAUCUCUGCCUUUGUUAACAUGUUUGCCUGUGACACGGUGGGCUUGGCACAGUGUGUCGCCGAGAAGCUGAACACGUCUGCAGCGCUGGUGACACCCUGUUUGAUCCGCAGCCUGAAUGUGUCCCCGGACGGGGGUCUGGAGAUCUGUCCCAGCAAAGGCCCCUCCUGCCCGUUCCCCGAGUACUUCAGCUACAGCGUGCUGCUGACCCUGCUGGCCUGCUCGGUGUUCCUGCAGAUCAGCAGCAUUGGGAAGCUGGCCCUCAUGCUGCUCAUCCAGCUUACCUUCCUGCUGCUGGUGGAGUGGCCACAAGUAGCACUGUUCGACAACGCAGACCUCUUUGUCACCUCCAAUGCCAUUGAUUUAAAUGAAACUAGUGCUCAAUGGUCCAGUUUCAAUGAAAGUACAAACCAGUGCCCGUUCGUUGUGACCAAAGUGUCCCUGAGGGUCAUGACUCCCGUGAUCCUCACCGUAUUCGUCCUCGCGCUGUACCUGCACGCGCAGCAGGUCGAGUCCACCGCGCGCCUCGACUUCCUGUGGAAACUGCAGGCCACGGAGGAGAAGGAGGAGAUGGAGGAACUGCAAGCCUACAAUCGCCGCCUCCUCCACAACAUUCUGCCCAAGGACGUGGCGGCUCACUUCCUGGCGCGCGAGCGGCGCAACGACGAGCUGUACUACCAGUCCUGCGAGUGCGUGGCCGUCAUGUUCGCCUCCAUCAGCAAUUUCUCUGAGUUCUACGUGGAGCUGGAGGCCAACAACGAGGGGGUGGAGUGCCUCCGGCUGCUCAACGAGAUCAUCGCCGACUUCGACGAGAUCAUCAGCGAAGACAAGUACAGGCAGCUGGAGAAGAUCAAGACCAUCGGCUCCACCUACAUGGCCGCGUCCGGCCUCAACGACUCCACCUACGACCGGGAGGGCCGCUCGCACAUCGUGGCGCUGGCCGACUACGCCAUGAGGCUGAGGGAGCAGAUGAAGUACAUCAACGAGCAUUCCUUCAACAACUUCCAGAUGAAGAUAGGUCUGAACAUCGGACCGGUGGUGGCCGGGGUCAUCGGCGCGCGGAAGCCUCAGUACGACAUCUGGGGCAACACGGUCAACGUGGCCAGUCGAAUGGACAGCACCGGCGUGCCCGACUGCAUCCAGGUGACCACGGACCUCUACCAGGUGCUCGCCAACAAAGGCUACGUGCUGGAGUACCGGGGCGUGGUCAAGGUCAAAGGCAAAGGGGAGAUGACCACCUACUUCCUCAACGAUGGACCGCCCAGCAGUUAGCAGAGGGGGGAGGCGGCCAUGCUGGGAGCAUCCUCCCCUCCACCACCACCACCACCCCCCACCCCUCCAGGUCAGAGACACGGCCCCAACUGAGCGAGGACUCGCAGCGCGAGACCCGUCGGCGUCACUUAAAGGACUUAGGAAGACUUGAAGGCGAUAUGGAAUGAAGGCGUGUCCAUGAUGAGAAGGACGUCCUGGUGAGAGGACGUCCUGAUGAGAAGGACGUCCUGAUGAGAAGGACGUCCUGGUGAGAAGAACCUGUGUUUGUCCUCAUGUCCGGCCUCCCUCUCAGGCUCCUUGAAAGAUGCAAAGUCUGUUUAUUUAAAACAACGCCUUUUAGCCUCUGAGAAGAUCACCGCUGUACAUACGGCUGCUUUUUAUUUUUACUUUUUCUUUUCUUCGGGUACAUUUCUUUUUGUUUUUACGACACACGAAUUACGAACAGGUACUCAUCAUGCUUUUGUUUCAGAAUUAUUUAUUUAUAUCUCGAUGUUUUGUGCAAAAGGUCCUUUAUGAAAAAGUGUGAAAACAUACGGGCACAAAUAUCUGGUUUAUUACACGUCAGAAGUGUGUAAUAUUUGUGUGGGUAUGACUAUAUCUAUAAACUGAGAAGGAAUAUAUUGACCAAAGACUAAAGUAUUUACUGAAAGCAAAGCAAGACAUGUAUUAUAUGUCGUCGCUAAAGUCAGCAAUGAUCACCUCCUCCGUUUUUUUGGGGGCAGAGACCUAACCCCCCCCCCCCCUCUCAUCUUUUGGGCCAACAGGUGUUUUCAUAAGAAUAUACACAAUUCUUUCUUUAUUUUCUCUGCCAUUCAGGCAGCAGGGAGAUGAUAACUUUAACUUUUGAAAUUGUGACAUCGCCCCCGAACCUCUUUAACGAAAUGACUUCAGACGACUUAAGGAUGUUUACUGGAAGGUGAAAUCUCUCUAUUUUGUGAAGAGCAGAAGCCGCGAUCAGGAUCGUCGCGCCGCGUUGCUUCCUUGCAGCUGGUUUCAGCUCCUCACAUCGCGUCCUCGCUGCUCCUUCGAUUUUCAAAGUUUUUUUCUUUUUUUUGGUGCACAUGGAAAUGAAGGAACUUAAAAUCAGAGCCAUCGGGGGGGAGGGGGGA
This is a messenger RNA of Pungitius pungitius (ninespine stickleback), 5323 nucleotides long. RefSeq names its product adenylate cyclase type 6-like. Lineage: Eukaryota; Metazoa; Chordata; Actinopteri; Perciformes; Gasterosteidae. Gene Ontology annotation, cellular component: plasma membrane. Gene Ontology annotation, molecular function: adenylate cyclase activity. The record is from RefSeq and is a predicted model, not a curated record. The coding region runs from base 573 to 4214 and encodes 1213 amino acids. Gene Ontology annotation, biological process: adenylate cyclase-activating G protein-coupled receptor signaling pathway; cAMP biosynthetic process; intracellular signal transduction. The transcript is spliced from 24 exons.